AGACAUAGCCUACUGUACUUUUACAUUGCAGCUAAAUCUAUUUAUAGGACUUGCGGUGUUUUGAUGUUAAUUUAAUAAAAAAAAAAAGAAACCGUGACCUUGCAUUCGAUUAAACUUCAUUUAUCAUACCUGUUAUUCGCAACAUGGCGGAUAAACCAGGAGAUGUCGGUUUGUUUAGAAACCGUGCUGCACGGACUCCGAAUAUUGCCGAACUGACUGACCUUGCCAAUGAGUUUGGUCUACAUUGUGAAGAUGGCGAACUAGAGUAUUAUAAAGAGCACAUAGAUGAAACGCUAGCAGCAAGUUAUCAAAUAGUGAAUGACCUUGUUGCACCUACACUUCCGGUUAAAUAUCCAAGAGCGCCUGGAUUCAGACCGGAACCGGAAGAUAAUGUCUGCAAUGCGUGGUAUUGGAGAUGUGACAUAGAAGGUGCCAAAGACGGGAUUCUCAAAGGAAAAACGUUGGCCAUCAAAGAUAACGUAUGUGUAGCUGGCGUGCCUAUGAUGAAUGGAUCAAAGAUAAUGGAAGGAUAUGUACCUGACAUCGACGCUACUGUUGUCACUAGAAUACUUGAUGCAGGGGGACGGAUUCUGGGCAAGACAAAUUGUGAACACCUUUGCUUCAGCGGUAGUAGCUACACCAAUGACACUGGGGCAACAUUGAACCCUUUUGACAAGGCAAGAUCCGCUGGGGGUUCAAGUGCUGGUUCCGCUGUUGCAGUUGCUAAUGGCGAAGUUGACAUGGCAAUAGGCGGGGAUCAAGGAGGUUCGAUACGAAUUCCGGCGUCAUGGUGUGGUAUCGUUGGGCUUAAACCGACCUGGGGUCUCGUUCCGUACACAGGAGCCGUUCCUAUAGAGACAACAUGUGACCACCUUGGACCUAUGACGAGAACUGUUCGUGAUUGCGCUGUCUUGUUAGAGGCAAUUGCUGGAUUUGAUGACGGUCAAGAUCCACGCCAACCACGUGGCUUGAAAGUCCCCAAAUAUACAUCACUGCUUGAUGUGAAACUUGACGGUUGGAAGAUCGGAUUAUUGACAGAGGGGUUUACAGAUUGCGACGCCGAUGUACAGUCAGUGGUUCGAGCAGCGGCUGAGCAACUGAAUAAAGCUGGAGCGACAGUAGAGGAAACAUCUAUCCCUUUACAUAAACAUGGUAUUGCUAUUUGGUCCCCUAUCUGUACGGAGGGUGCGUACCAGUGUAUGGUUCGAGGGGCAGGUUUGGGUUACCAUAACAAAGGAUAUUAUAGUGAAUCAAUGAUGAAGAAAUUGUCACAGGGAUAUAAAUCGGAGCCGAAACAACUGUCUGAAAUAAUGAAGUUAGUUAUUUUGUUUGGAAAAUAUAUGGAAAAGGCCUAUGGCAACCAGUUCUAUGGUCGUGCACAUAAUUUGAACAUGAAGUUGACGAAAGCUUAUGACGAGGCGUUAAAGAAGUAUGACGUCAUCAUAAUGCCGACACUGCCAUAUAAAGCACCCCUGUUGCCGACAAAAGAUUCUACUAUCAAAGAACGCUUUAAGAAUGCCCUAGGUAUGAUAAAAAACACAGCGCCUUUCGACAGCACAGGACACCCCGCACUGACAAUUAACGCGGGAAAAUCUGAAGGUCUGCCAAUCGGGAUGAUGAUUAUAGGAAAUCAGUUUGAGGAUGCCAAGGUCAUUCAAGUUGCAUACGCAUUUGAACAACUACAAGGAAAAUAACGCGGGAAUAUUAAGAAGAGCGUCCUGUGUGCGGAGAACUUUAUUUUCUUUGUGGAAAAAAAAACAGAUUUAAUAUGAUACAUGUAUCUAGAUACUUUAUUUAGGCUGUUCCAAAUUUAAAAGAAAAAAGGAGAAUAGAGUCUCUCUUUCUCUGUAUAUAUCUAUGCUUUAUAUAUUUUAAUAUAUACGAGAACUUAGCUGCUUAUUCGUUUAAGAUAAAUAUGAAGAUAUUGUGAAAGCUUUGAAACACUCAUUAGCUGUAUUUGCAUAAAUGUUUUACCGUAUUUUUCAAUGUACAUGUCUUAAUAUUCGAGAUAUGCUUACAUGUAAAGCUUUUUGAAAGACUGUAAUUGCAUGCAAAAUGUAUAUUAUAUAUUAAAAAUAUUGACAGAUACAAUUGUGAUGGAGCGACAGUUGACAUUAUAUAGAAUACAUGUAUAUACAUGUAUCUGCGUAAAAUAUAAAAUAGACUGCCCCACUGUUUUUAUGAAUUGAACGUUACUAGUACAUUUCGAUGGAUAUUAACAGAAAUUACCUUGGCCACAUGGGUACAUUAUCGUUCAUGUGAAAUAAAUGAUAAAAUUGAAAGGAAUUAUAUAUGUAAUAGAAAGAGCAUCGAAACACGAGGCUAUCUGUAUUGUACGAGUGGGUGUAGCCCCCGAGAAUUAAUCAGGUUGCCGAGUGUUUUUGAUGUUUUUUCUCUUUUGUAUCAUAGUCAAACAUAAAAACACGUCUCUGUUGUCACAAUAUGAAACCACGGGUAAAAGUAACCAAUGAACGAGCAUCUGAAUAUGAUAUUUCUGUCGCUUUCCCUUUCUCUUCCGUCACAAUAAGUUAACCCCAGCAAAAAUGAGCCAAUCAAUGGGCAUGCUCUGGAGUGCGGGUAACUUAUACCUGCACUCCAGUUAACGCACUGUGCAUGUAUAUGUAUACGAUUUAACUCUGACACAUUUUCAACAGAAAGGUCCCCAAAUUCUGAUAUAAGGUGAAAUGUAAACUUAUUUUAUCUGUUCACUUGGAUGUCAUUAUGUAACUUUAAAUGUAGAGAGGAACUCUCAUGAACUGCUUGCAGAUGUGUUUUACAUAAUCAUGUAUUUUGAAUGUAGAAUAAUAUUACAGAAGAUUUUGACAUGACUUUAUUGAUAUUUUAAUAUGAUAGAAAAAUAUAUGCUUACUAAAUGAA
Ruditapes philippinarum (Manila clam) is the source of this 2877-nucleotide messenger RNA. RefSeq names its product amidase-like. The record is from RefSeq and is a predicted model, not a curated record. The transcript is spliced from 13 exons. Gene Ontology annotation, molecular function: catalytic activity. Lineage: Eukaryota; Metazoa; Mollusca; Bivalvia; Venerida; Veneridae. Bases 144 to 1694 code for a protein of 516 amino acids.